Molecule: messenger RNA, 2218 nt
Organism: Rubroshorea leprosula
Lineage: Eukaryota; Viridiplantae; Streptophyta; Magnoliopsida; Malvales; Dipterocarpaceae
Source: the annotation of a GenBank genome assembly
CGAUAGAGUGGCACCAAAACGGCGGAGACCUCCUUUUCUUCUUCUUCCUCCCUUGCCUACUGAUUCAUUGAUUCAGGGAAACGGAGAAUUACUGAUUCAGUGAAAAACGAAGUCAGAAGAAGCAGAGAAUGAAUUAGUGGAGUCAGCUGCAUAUUUUUUUUUAAGCUAUUUCAGUUGGGAAAAUGGCAGCGGCGAGGAUAACUUUGAAUUGCUCGAUACAAAACAGUUUGUGGCUUUUAAACCCACUAUGUUCCUUCAAUUCUAGAACUACCCUUCUCAAGAAUCGCGUCUUUUUCCCUCAAAGCCUCGUGCUUUCUUCAUCUUCUUCUUCUUCAAAAAGAGCUACGUUUUGCAGUUGCUCAAGCAACAACGGUGGCAGUAAUAAUGGUCUGCAAAGUGGAGAAAUUGGGGAGCCUUUUGUCCUUACGACUCCUCUUUAUUACGUGAAUGCUCCUCCCCAUAUGGGAAGUGCCUAUACCACUAUUGCUGCUGAUGCCAUUGCUCGUUUUCAGAGGCUACUGGGGAAAAAGGUUAUAUUUAUUACGGGCACAGAUGAGCAUGGGGAGAAAAUAGCUACAGCUGCAGCUGCUAAUGGUUCCAGCCCAAGUGAGCAUUGUGAUGUCAUAGCUCAGUCUUACAAGACACUUUGGAAAGAUUUAGAUAUUGCUUAUGACAAGUUCAUCCGCACGACUGAUCCUAAACAUGAGACAAUUGUCAAAGAAUUUUAUUCUAGGGUUCUUGCAAACGGUGACAUUUACCAGGCUGACUAUGAGGGACUUUACUGUGUCAACUGUGAGGAGUAUAAGGAUGAGAAAGAGCUGCUUGAAAACAACUGUUGCCCUGUGCACCUAAAGCCAUGUGUUCCAAGGAAAGAGGAUAAUUACUUCUUUGCACUGUCAAAGCACCAAAAGAGACUUGAAGAAACUUUAUCAGAAAAUCCACAUUUUGUUCAGCCUUCAUUUCGUCUUAAUGAGGUGCAAAGCUGGAUAAAAAAUGGCCUAAAAGAUUUCUCCAUUUCCCGAGCAUCAGUGGAAUGGGGUAUUCCAGUUCCCAAUGACAUCAAGCAAACUAUUUAUGUAUGGUUUGAUGCUUUGCUAGGCUAUAUAUCAGCUCUGUCAGACAAAGAGGGUCAUAAUUUACAGAGUGCUGUUUCUUCAGGUUGGCCUGUGUCACUACACUUGAUUGGAAAGGAUAUUUUACGUUUUCAUGCAGUUUACUGGCCAGCCAUGUUAAUGUCUGCUGGAUUGAGUCUUCCUAAGGUGGUCUUUGGUCAUGGAUUCUUGACAAAGGAUGGUAUGAAGAUGGGGAAGUCUCUAGGGAAUACAAUUGAACCAAAAGAAUUGGUUAGUAAAUUUGGGCCUGAUGCCAUCAGGUACUUCUUCCUGAGGGAAGUGGAAUUUGGAAAUGAUGGGGACUAUUCAGAAGAUCGAUUCAUUAAUGUUGUCAACGCACAUCUUGCUAACACAAUAGGAAAUCUUCUUAACCGAACUCUUGGGCUUCUUAAAAAGAACUGUGAAUCCACUUUGGUGGCUGAUGCAAUUGUUGCGGCAGAAGGAAAUACUUUCAAGGAGACUGUUGAGAAGCUGGUUGAAAAGGCUCGGAUCCAGUAUGAAAACCUUGCACUAUCAUCAGCUUGUGAAGCUGUACUAGAGGUUGGGAAUGCUGGAAAUUCAUACAUGGAUGAGCGAGCACCAUGGUCUCUUUUUAAGCAAGGAGGUGCUGCUUCUGAAGCUGCUGCAAAGGAUCUAGUGAUUAUAUUGGAAGCAGUGAGGAUCAUAGCAGUUGCUUUAUCCCCAGUCACACCUAACUUAUCUCGGAGGAUAUAUGCACAGCUUGGCUACUCUGAGGAUGAGUUCAAGAAUGUCACCUGGAAGGAAACCAAGUGGGGUGGCCUGAAGGCCGGUCAGGUUAUGGCUCAACCUAAACCAGUCUUUGCAAGGAUUGAGCAAACAGGAACAGAAGUUGAGAAUCUUGCAGUUAAGGAGACUCUGAAAAAGAAAGAGAAAGUGCAACAAGUUCAAGGAGUUGCACAAGUCUAGAAAGACCAUCUUAAAAGUUCAAGUUCAUACAUAAAGUUUUUCCCUUUUUUCCCUUGAGCAGUUACUAAUUGAGCCUAGAAAUCCAGUUUAAUAAAUUGCAUUAUUCUCCCAGCCUAAGCCUAUCCUUUUUUGAGAUCGUGGAAUGCCAUGUUAUAUCAGAAUAGAAAGUACUUAGUUUU